CAACAGACGAGCAUGAAUCAUUUACAACACGUACGUUGAACAUUGUUGAAGUUGCGAAUUCCAACUGUCAGAAAUGGCGAGGUUUACUCCAGGAUAAACCUGUUUCUCGAUCUGUAGAGUUAAAAAAGAAGAUAAAAUGGAUCCUUCAGAACAUACCAGGUGCAAAAUGGUGGCGUUACUGGUCAUUUUCUGCGUGUGUUUUGGGUCCUUCCACCCAUCACUAGCCCAGGACACCCCUGCAAGCAAAGUCUACUUCAAUGUCUCAUCAACUGUAACUAUCGGCACAGUACUAGAUUUACAGAGCCCGCUAGGAACGUGGCUGAAUUUCAGAACUUGUGAUGAAGGGGAAAUUUUGACCCAGACGGGCUUCAAUGGAGACACCUUCACUCUGUCCGUUACCCCUUCUGGCUACAUCAGAGCUGCUUGGACAGUUGGGGCAAUUUCAAAGUCCGCAGAAGUCGGACCAGACUACGCAACCAACAGCAAAUGGGUGCUUUUAAGUUUGCGAUACAUUUUAGGAGGCAUUGUGUUGACCGUUGACAGCAACUUAAUAACACUCGCGUCAGCUUCGCUAAACAGUGAACUUUUUGAAAUUGACCUGUCCGGCGGUGGUGAUGAGGUCGUCUUAGGGACUGAUUUUGUGGGUUGCAUGGAGCAAGUUACAGGGCUGCCGCUGGAUAGCGCGACGAGUUGGAACAACGUAAACUGGGGUGUCUGCCCUCUGGAAUUGCAGCAAGGGUGUCAGCCUUCAGCGUGCAAUGAUCCAUGCUAUACACUUCCGUGUAAAAACAAUGGUGUUUGCUCUAGGAACGCUCAGGCACCGUGCGGAUACUUGUGCGAUUGCACGGCCCGUUACGAUGGUGUAAAUUGUGAACUUGACAAAGGGCCACUGUGCAUCAGUCCUAACACUCCAGAAUACCACCUGGAUUGCCAGAAUGGUGGAGUCUGUGUGGAAGACGCCAUAGGCAACUCCACCUACUGCCAGUGUUCAGAUGAAUACGAGGGUACUCUGUGCGAGAGGAAUGUAACCUAUGCGUGUGAUGCGGACGCGUGCCAAAACAAUGCAACCUGCCUACAGACUGACAACGGUGUCCAAUGCAUUUGUGCAGACGGUUUUAGCGGCGACAAUUGUGCCAUCAACAUCAACGAGUGUGCCGUCCACCAGUGCCUGAAUGGUGGCCUGUGCAUCGACGGCAUCGCCGACUACACCUGUAACUGCACGGGAACCGGCUACACCGGUGACCGGUGCUCGGAACCAGUCGACGAAUGCCUCACUGAACCCUGCCUGAACAGUGUCGAUUGUGUAGACACGUCGGGGGACUUUGUGUGUAUCUGCUUAGAUGGUUGGACCGGGAAGAUUUGCGAUGAAGAUCUUGACGAGUGCAUGUCAUUCCCUUGCAUUAAUGAUGGAACCUGCAUGAACCUGAACAAUGCUUACGAGUGUCAAUGUGUCCAGGGCUUCAAUGGUACCAACUGUGACAAUAAUAUGGACGAUUGCGUCUCCGUGACCUGCCCUGAUACCUUUGAGUGCGUUGAUGGGGUCGAUGCCUACACAUGCGAGUGCCCACCUGGAAAAACAAAUCAGUCUGGCUCCUGUGUUGACAUUGAUGAGUGUUCACCAAACCCUUGCCUCAAUGGAAACUGUGAAAACCUAGACAACAUGUAUAAUUGUGUCUGUUACCCUGGCUUCAACGGCACCAACUGUGAGAUCAACAUUGACGAGUGCGAUUCCGACCCGUGUCUGAUGAAUUCCACCUGUGUGGAUGGAAUCAACGACUUCAACUGCACCUGUCUGCCUGGGUUUGAUGGGGAACUCUGUGAUGUGGAUAUUGAUGAGUGUUCACUGGAUCCUUGCCAGAACGGCGCAUCUUGUGUGGAUGGGAUCAACAGCUACACCUGUGAAUGUGUGUUAGGCUAUGACGGUGACAGAUGUGAGAAUAACAUUGAUGAUUGCGCACCGGAUCCGUGUCAGAACGGUGCCGAUUGUGAGGAUAAAGUGAAUGACUAUACAUGUGACUGUGUCCUUGGGUAUGAGGACAAGAACUGCUCAACCAACACCAACGAAUGCGAUCCAGAUCCGUGUCAGAACAACGGCGUAUGCGUGGACCUCGUGGGUGACUUCCAGUGUAACUGUACCAUUGAUUAUGUGGGGAAAAUGUGUGAAACCUUGUACGAUGCCUGUGUAGAUAAAACACCAUGUGAAAACGGCGCCACGUGUACCACACCGCCACUGCCCUCGCAGGACUACAACUGCACGUGUGUACCCGGUUACAGUGGCACCAACUGCGAGAUCAACAUCGACGACUGCGUAGGCGUGGACUGCAACGUGACCUCCGGAAAGAUCUGCUUUGACUUAGUGGAUGGUUACAACUGUGCGUGCCUAGUGGGCUACGAGGAUCCGCUCUGUUCCGUCGACAUUGACGAGUGCGCAUCAAACCCCUGCAGAAAUAACGCCACUUGCAAUGAGAGCAUCGGGGCUUUCAACUGUACCUGUGCGCCGGGCUUUGCUGGAGAACAGUGUGAAGACAACAUUAAUGAAUGCGACCCUAAUCCCUGCCAAAACGGUGGAAGAUGUGAAGAUGAAAUCAACGGUUAUCGAUGUUUUUGCGUUCCAGGACAUUCUGGGCUCAACUGCGAAGUAUCUUUGAAUGAGUGUAAUUCCGAUCCAUGCAAAAAUGGUGCUACAUGCAUGGAUGCGCUGAACGAUGUUAUAUGCACUUGUGUACCAGGAUUCACAGACAAAUAUUGUGGAACCAACAUUGAUGAGUGUGAGCAGAAUAUGUGUCAGAACAACUCCACCUGUAUAGAUGGCAUUAAUGAAUACACUUGCAACUGUGCACCAGGCUACAAUGGCACAAACUGUGAAAUAGACAUAGACGAGUGUGCAGUCAACCCCUGCAAUCUGGGGACUUGCAUCGAUGCAGUCAACGACUUUUUACAUCCUGCUGGUUGCCAUUGUUAUACCUGCAACUGCACUGACACUGGCUUUUUUGGACCACAGUGUGAGUCCAACAUUGACGAUUGCGCCCCGGAUCCUUGCGUCAAUGAUGCAACAUGUGCAGAUCUGAUCAAGGACUACAACUGUAGCUGUUGGAGAGGUUACGAGGGCAAAAACUGCGAAGUUGACGUCAACGAGUGUCAAGACGCGCCUUGCUUGUUUGGUGGCGUGUGCUAUCAACGAUCCAACCAGAGCCUGUAUAACGGUGUCAACCCCUUAUUUCCUGGACAGUUUAGCUACGCCAACGCCAGCGGGUUCCUCUGCCAGUGUGCCGAUGGUUACAAAGGCACCACCUGCGAGAUUGACAUUGACGAAUGCGCAUCGGGACCUUGCGCUAACAACGGAACCUGCAACGAUGGCGUGAAUGGCUACACAUGCGAAUGCGCCGGUGGAUGGGAAGGCGACGAUUGCAAACUGGAAAUCGACGAAUGCCUUCCAGUGCCAUGUAAGAACGGAGCUACGUGUACCGAUCUGAUCAACGAUUACGAAUGCAUAUGCACUGAGGAAUAUGGAGGGAGUAAUUGUACCGUGCAGCUGACAGGCUGUGACAUGAACAAUUGCUUAAAUGAUGCCACCUGUAUACCUUCAUAUGAUGAAGCAACCGGCGAUCACACUUACACUUGCCAGUGUACAGACGGUUACAAUGGUACCUUCUGCCAAACGGACACCUCCGUAUCAUUUGAAAAUGAGGCGUUCCUUGAGGAUCCAAGUACCUAUCUCGCGACUACUCUUGACUACUCACUUUCUCUUCAAACCACCUUACCAGAUGGUCUUCUGCUUUACUCGGGUCCAUAUCCAAAUGUAAAAUACUUCCUACUGGAGAUGUUUAAUGGGGAAUUGCUGUUGAAAUACUUCCAAAGUGGCCAACCGUUAAUAGAAAUAAAUGAUUUCGGACAAACAAUAAAUGACGGUGAAUAUCAUACUGUGAGAGUCAUCGUAACCUCACAAACAAUCACCCUAUCAGUAACCAUCCCUCAGGCAACACGUACUCGGAGAACUGCAACAUGCUCUGGUGGGGUAUGCAAACAAGAAGUUAACAUUCCAACUGGUGUCAGUGUUUUAUUUGACGAAAUGUACAUUGGGGGCGUCCCCGACGACGACAAAACAUCUGUCUUGCCCCUCUCCCAAUCAGGGGUAUACUUCACUGGUUGUAUGCGCGACAUCAAGAAUGGAGGAUCCUACAUCGUACCAGCCAGUACCAGGGCUGCAGUUGCCCCCUCUGUUUGUAGACGGGUGAAUCAAUGUCCCGACGAUCGGUGUAGCAACAACGGUGUCUGCACAGAUCGAUGGAAUACCUUCACAUGUGUCUGCAACAUAGGAUACACGGGAACCACCUGCAAUGAAAGCUUUAUUCCCGCCACAUUCCGCUUUGAGGACAUCCCCGAGAGCUUUGCAGAAUUCACGGCCAACGACGUCCUGUCCAAUUCCUUCAGCUCUGUCAAGCUUGCCUUCCGGACCCGGGAGCCCGACGGUCUGAUCUUCUACACCGAAGAUACUCCUAGCAAUAGCUACAUCACAGUCGAGCUGGUAAGCGAAAGCCUAAGAGUGGCAGUGUCCCGGAGUGGCAGCUUGGUGUCUUCAACCUUGGGCAGUGGACUGUCCGAUGGCAUCUACCACUUUGUUUCAAUAACAGCUGACCAAACUGAACUCAGUGUAUCACUUGACCCACUGACCUCUCCUGUUACGGACACCCAAGCUUUAACAAGUGGCAACCCGGACUUCACAGUCUUCAACGUGGGUGGAGUGGUUGAUUUCGCUGUCAUCCCCGCCGACGCCGCCACCCCUGACACCUACUUCAAGGGCUGCCUGUGGGACGUCAAGUUCAACAACUACUCUCUCCAGUUUGAGCCUCUCGAUCUCCCCAGUUUCCCCAUCCCUUCAUUCCCGAUGACCACCAACAGCAGCGUCUUGAUCAACGAGUGUCAGAGUGACGACACGUGCGCCGAUUCACCCUGUGAAAACGGUGGCACGUGCAACGUGACCUGGAAUGACUUUGAGUGCGAAUGCCCGACUGGUUUUGGUGGAAAGAAUUGCUCCGACUUGACCAUCUGCGCAACGGAUCCAUGUCCCACUGGAGCUGAUUGCAGAGACGUUCCUAACGGACAUGAAUGUGUUGUUGAGGCCACAUUUGACGGCACCUCAAGCCUGGUGUCCUACACCUCCAACAUCAGUGAUUCAACAAAUCUUAACUCCAUCACUCUGAAGGCUCGCACUCGCAAUGAUGCCGGCAUCAUCUACCAUUCCUCCAACAACCUCACUGAUUACUUCGUCACUUUAUACCUAGUCCAGGGUAGGCCCGCUCUGCGGUUUAAUCUUGGGCAGUUCGAAGAGAUAACCUCCCAGGUUGUAAUCAAGGACGGGUCCUGGCAUGACAUUGAGGUCAGAUUCGCCACAGACACAGUUGAAAUCAUAGUAGAUAAGGUAUCGGCAAGCAAGUCAACCGUUAUCGAUUCAGAUCUUUUGGCGUUAGUCAUCACCGAAACGGGAAGUUCCCCAGUAUUCCUCGCAGGAACCACGGUAGUCAACAGUGAUUACUUCGUCAACUACAACUACUUCAAGGGUUGCCUGAAUGACGUCCGAGUGGGCGGGGUCCUCCUCCCUUUCUAUGACCGGGAAACCGUCAACUCGACCAGUUAUGACCAAUUCUACGCCACCAUCACCGAUGUCAAUACCAGCUGUGUGGGGGAUAAGACGGUCUGCGACUCCUACUCCUGCAACAACUUCGGCACCUGUGUGGAUUUGUGGAAUGCCGCCAGCUGUCAGUGUUUGUCAGGCUUCGACGGGGACAGAUGCCAAAUUGACAUAGAUGAGUGUGAAAUGUUCGAUAACCCUUGUGUUUCGGGAUCCACCUGUCGCGAUGAUGUCAACAAUUACACCUGUCUGUGUCAGUCUGGGUUUGAAGGACGGGAUUGUGGCAGUGAAAUCAAUGAGUGCGAUCCUGAUCCCUGCUUACAGGGUUCAGUCUGCUAUGAUGGCCUUGAUUUCUUCAACUGUACCUGCCUGGGCGGUUACAUUGGUGCCUUGUGCGAUGUUUUGAUCAAUGAGACAUGCGCUGGCAAUCCUUGCAAGAACAAUGCCACGUGUCAGGACAGUGCGCCUGGAUCAGAGGCUAGUUUUGCAUGUGAGUGCCCUACCGGUUUCAACGGUGAUGACUGCGGCCAUGACAUCGACUACUGCGUCGCCCACGAGUGCGCCAACGGAGCAACCUGCAACAGCCUACGGGAUCAGGCAAAUUACUCGUGCUCAUGCGCAGAUGGGUACAGCGGGAACCGGUGUGAGACAAACGAAGACAACUGUGUAGGAGUUGAUUGCCAGAAUGGAGGAAACUGCGUUGACGAGAUUGAUGACUUCUAUUGUAACUGUACAGGAGGUUAUGAUGGUGACCGUUGUCAAAAUGACAUCAAUGAGUGUAACCCCAACCCUUGCCAGUUUGGCGCAACUUGUAACGAUCUACCCAACGACUUCAAUUGUGUCUGUACUUCUGGAUUUGAUGGCCGGUUCUGUUCCGACGACAUUAACGAAUGCCUAAAUACCCAAGACCCCCCUUGUCAAAAUGGUGGCACCUGCAUGAACACAUGGGGAAGCUAUAAUUGCUCCUGCCCCGCGGAUACGUAUGGGUCUGGGUGCCAGACCACCCCCUGUGACCCUUCCCCCUGUGAGAAUAACGCCACCUGCACCGCCCUACCCCCUGGGGUUCAUGACUGCCUGUGCCCGCUAGGGUACGUGGGCGUCAACUGCAGUGUUGCUAGUUGUUCCAACGUGGUUUGUCAAAAUGGCGGCUCUUGCCAACUCAGUGAUGCUAGCUGGGAAUGCAAAUGUCCUGAAUUUACCGCAGGUCCCCUGUGCCAAUACAAGGGACCCUGCGCCCCGGAUAUCGCCCCCUGCGUCAAUGGCGGAUCAUGUGACCAGACCUUCCAAGAUGGCGGCAGCUUCACCUACAUGUGUAUUUGCCCAAUCGGCUUCAACGGCACCAACUGCGAGUUGGAAAUUGACUGGUGCGACAGCAACCCUUGCCAACAUGAAGGAAGUAACUGCACCAGUACGAGGGAGGGCUUUAAUUGCAGUUGCGGACCAGGCUAUAAAGGCACGUUUUGUGAGGAAAAGUUACCAGACUGUGCCAGCAACCUGUGUCAGAAUAAUGCGACGUGCGAGGACCUAGACUACGGCUACAAAUGUCACUGCCCUGACGGCUACAGUGGUACCGACUGCGCGAUUGACAUUGACGAGUGUUUCAACGAACCGUGUGCAAAUGGAGGCAGUUGCACAGAUGCCGUCAAUGACUUCAUCUGUAUUUGUAAUGGCACUGGUUACCAAGGCAAAAACUGCUCCGAGGACGUCGACGAGUGCCUGAGCUCCCCCUGUCUCAACGACGGCACCUGCACCAACAAGCCAGGAACCUUUGAGUGCACCUGCAAGGAUGGCUGGUUGAUACCUCACUGCCACCUACCCGAUCUCUGCUUCCAAAAGCCUUGUGAGAAUGGAGGCAUUUGCGAAAACAUCAUCUCGCCGGACGGUAUGUCGGUUGAGAAGGAGUGCUACUGCAAUACAGACUACGAUGGCCCAGACUGUGAAAAGUUCAUCGGUAACCCGACCAACUGGGCCCUGAUUGGUGGCGUAACGGGCGGGGCCGUCUUGCUUCUCAUCAUCGUCAUCAUCUUGGGCAUCUUCCUGGUCAAGGUUAAGAACAAGAGAGCCACUAGAGGUACCUACAGCCCCAGCCGACAGGAGAUCUCUGGCUCUAGAGUGGAGAUGGAUAAUAUCCUCAAGUUGCCUCCGGAAGAGAGGCUCAUCUAGGAUCCAUACUCAACCUCAUUCCCCUGACGAUGGUCCCAAUUGGUAAAGUCAUUCUCGAGUAGCCGUUUUGCACACAGCGCUCCGACCGAUCAUUACUUGGAGACUGUUACUGUGGACAUGUUUUGAAAAGAGAAUCCAUGUUCCCUACUUUUUUUGACAUCCUGCCAGGGGUUUCUGUGGGGAAUAAAAGUCAACUUGUGGGAAUGAGGUUGAUGCAGGAGCCGUCUUUGUCUAGUUGCCAAUGUUCAAUACAUUGGUGCAGAUUGGAGAGCAAACAUAAUUGGCACCAGCCUACUUGUACAUGAGCCGUAUUGAAAAAAAAAAUUACCACCGCAUGCGAAAGACAUAUUAUUUUUUUUUUAUUCUAAAGUAUGAUAUACCCACAGACAAGUGAAUAUCAUAAUUGAAGCUUUGCUUUUAAACAUUUUUAAUAUCAUUUUACCCGGAUUUUACUCAAUCUGCCCACUGGUUAUAUUUUUUUAAUAAAAUUUGUCAAUAUUCGAGAAAAGUUUUAAACAAACUGACAAAUUUAUCCCGAAAAAAUAGUUUUGUUUUUAAUUAGAAUACAUUGACUGAAAAGGGCAUGUGAUACAACACAGUAUACAACAUAAUAGAUUCAAGAGUGCCUUACAACACCGUCCAAAAACAAUUAAAAAAUUCCAGCAGUUGUCAGUUUGUGUGAAGUCAUGUGACGCAAUUAUAUUGAAUGUUUUUACCAAAUAUGUAAAUAUAUUUAUAUAUGAAAAAAGGUAGGUUGUAGGAUUUGAAAUUCAAAUGGAAAGGAUUUCUUAGGAUUACUCUGAAAAGGGGAAAAAUAUCAACUCGUUUAAAUAAAACUACUUCAAUUUGUGAAGUUUAAAAAAAAAAUUGUUUAGAAUACUUAAUUUUUUGCAAGUUAUUCCUGUGCUUUUAUUUCAAUGGUAGUUUCAUCA
This is a messenger RNA of Patiria miniata (bat star), 8724 nucleotides long. RefSeq names its product protein crumbs-like. The coding region runs from base 137 to 7792 and encodes 2551 amino acids. Gene Ontology annotation, biological process: heterophilic cell-cell adhesion; establishment or maintenance of epithelial cell apical/basal polarity. The transcript is spliced from 22 exons. Lineage: Eukaryota; Metazoa; Echinodermata; Asteroidea; Valvatida; Asterinidae. Gene Ontology annotation, cellular component: protein-containing complex; plasma membrane. The record is from RefSeq and is a predicted model, not a curated record. Gene Ontology annotation, molecular function: calcium ion binding.